UACUUCUAAGGUCAUGUGACCGCUCUAUUGUAAAACCUCAUGAGAAAACAGUUCACAUCAAGAGCAACGCCACACAGCAGCCGGGAGACACUACCUCUGAAAAUGGGACUAAGGGACGAACUCCUCAAGGCAAUAUGGCAUGCAUUCACAGCCCUGGAUGUGGAUAAAAGUGGGAAAGUGUCUAAGUCGCAGUUGAAGGUGCUUUCCCAUAACCUCUGCACAGUGAUGAAGAUCCCUCAUGAUCCUGUAGCUCUGGAGGAACACUUUAGAGAUGAUGAUGAGGGUCCUGUUUCCAAUCAGGGAUACAUGCCUUACCUGAACAGGUUCAUUCUGGACAAGGUCCAGGACAACUUUGACCGAAUAGAUUUUAAUAGGAUGUGCUGGACUCUGUGUGCCAGAAAAAAUCUAAACAGAAACCACCUUCUUAUCUCAGAUGAUGAUGCAUUUAAGAUAUGGUGCAUUUUCAACUUCCUGUCUGAGGAUAAAUAUCCAUUGGUCAUGGUCUCAGAGGAGAUAGAGUACUUCCUUCGUAAGCUAACGGAAGCCAUGGGUGGCAGCUGGAUCGAAGAAAAAUUUGAAGAGUACAAGAUCCAGCUGAGCAGCAAGCACCAGUGUCUGAUUGUGUGGGAGCUGAUCGAGCUGGUGGGUAUGGGUCACUUCAGUAAGGGCAUGGACCGCCAGACCCUCUCCAUGGGCAUUAAUGAAGUGUUCCAGGAACUUAUUCUGGAUGUGCUCAAACAGGGUUACAUGAUGAAAAAGGGCCACAAAAGGAAGAACUGGACCGAGCGGUGGUUCCUGUUGAAGCCCAGCGUAAUUUCAUAUUAUGCCAGUGAAGAUCUUACAGAGAAGAAAGGAGACAUACUACUAGAUGGAAACUGUUGUGUUGAGUCCUUACCCGAUAAGGAGGGCAAAAAGUGCCUUUUCUACGUUAAGUGCUCUGACAAAAGCUUUGAAAUCAGUGCCUCCGAUAAGAAGAAAAAACAAGAGUGGAUUCAAGCUAUUCAGACUUGUAUCACACUCCUGAAGGUCGGACGUCCGGCUCCACACCACGAGGCACGGCAGAAACGGCGAGAGUUACGGCAGAAACAACAGGCUGAGCAGGAAGAACUGGAGCUGAGGAUGAGAGAGCUGCAGACGGCCAAUGAGAACAAACAGAGAGAGCUGGAGGCCAUGAGGGAGAAACUGGAGGAGGCCGCAGCCAAUGCAGCAGAAGAGGAACACAGACGUCUGCAGACCCAGAACGAGCUGCAGGACCUCUACAGGGUGGAAAUGGAGAAAGAGAAAAUGGUGCGGCAGCAAAUGGAGGAACAGGUGGCUCAAAAGUCCAGUGAGUUAGAGCAGUAUCUGCAGCGCGUACGUGAGCUGGAGAGCAUGUACCACCGCUUAGAAGAAGCACUAGAGGAAGAAAGACAGGCCAGACAGGAUGAGGAAACGGUCAGAAAACUACAGGCCAGGCUGUUGGAGGAGGAGGUAUCCAAGCGUGCAGAGCUUGAGCAGAUACACCUGUAUCAACAGCAGACCAUUACUCAGACACAAGCAGAGAAGCAGGAGCUGGAACGCGAACGGCUGGCAAAGGAAAGCGCUCUGGAUUCUGCCAUGCAGCAGCUGCAGCAGCUCGAAGCGGAGAGACAAGGGGCACUGGAGCAAUAUGAGGAGGUGAUGAAGAAACUAGCAGAUGCUGCUAAUAAUACAAGGAGCUGGAAAGACAAGGUGACACAGCAUGAGGGACUCAUACGACUCAUUCAGCCAGGUCCUAAGCACCCUCAGAAAAUCACAAACUGGGGACCUGCAGCAUUCACAGAGACAGAGCUGAGUCUGAGAGAGAAGGACUGGCAGGAUAAGAAAAACAGGCCUGCUACACCGCAGUAGUGCCCUUAAAGUGUUCCUAGUUAUACUGUGCUGUUAAUACACCGUUACUGUAGAUAAAGUCACUAGUGAAGUAUGUAUACUGCCUCUGUGGGGUUAGUCUCUGACCACACUAAAACUGUAGGCCAUUUGACUUUACAUAAGGUAAAGUUUAGCCUGGCCUCAUCUGAAGAAUCGUGUCUCACCAUUCCAAUCUAUACUGUAACAUUCCAGUGUCAUUUUGCCCUCUGCUUUGAAGUGAUUUUAUACAUUUUUGUAUGAUGUUCUAUAUCUUGUGAAUGUGUUGAUUUUGGUGCAUUUCCACCAAAGUACUGGCAGAUGUUUCUUCCCCGUAGUUGGUGAGUUUUAAACCUUUUUUUUUUAUUUUUAUAAAAGUAAAAAAAAUAAUGAAGUAAAAAAAACCUCACUGACCAAGUAACUUUUUACAAAGUGCACUUAUGCAUACAUUGCAGUCAUCUCUAAUUUAGUAUCAAAAAUGUCUAUUUUACAUUUUAAAUAGUAAUACAUCAUGCAAAAUGGAUUUUGAUAUUGUAUUCAUAAUACUUUUGCUAGCACAGUUAACAUAGCAGUUGUUCCCAUACUCAUUCAAGGAGACAUGAUUGCAGUAUUAACUAAUUAUUAACAAAACAUUUUACCACAAUUUAUCUGUGUUUUUGGGAUUAUUCAGUCAAUUACAAUGCCAUACCAAACUGCUGUAUUUGCCUCAAACUAACGCCCAGAUUUAAGUGCCAAGACUGUAUUGUUUAUCAUUCAAUAAAAAGGCAUUAUUUAAUAGA
This is a messenger RNA of Ctenopharyngodon idella (grass carp), 2642 nucleotides long. It is a transcript of the gene swap70b, whose product is annotated as switching B cell complex subunit SWAP70b. The transcript is spliced from 12 exons. NCBI's taxonomy places the organism in Eukaryota, Metazoa, Chordata, Actinopteri, Cypriniformes, Xenocyprididae. Gene Ontology annotation, molecular function: calcium ion binding. Gene Ontology annotation, cellular component: nucleus; cytoplasm. The coding region runs from base 40 to 1869 and encodes 609 amino acids. The record is from RefSeq and is a predicted model, not a curated record.